AUGUCUGAGGAUGCCAUAAACCAUAUUGUAUGUGUCGGUGCCGUUUACAUCGAUACCAUCCUAACGUACGUACUUGCUCCUUGCGGCCUCGCCGAGAACAAAGCGCCCACUAACCGUCAAACAUCCAGUGUUCCCCAUUUCCCCAUAGAAGAUGAAAAGCUACGCGCCAAAUCCAUAACACGAAGAAGAGGCGGAAACACGGCAAACAGCUUAGAAGUGUUAUUGCAACUACAACAACAUGAUCCCGAGACAGCGCGAAAACCUCAAUCUACGGACUUGCAUCUGCUCGCCGUACUUCCUGACGAGAACUCUGCUGCGUCGAAAUUUAUCUGCGAAUCACUGCCUCAAGUGAAAAUAUCAGAUGUGAGUCUGUUUCGCAAACAGCAUCAGGAAGCGGCAUCUAGCUAUAUUAUCCAAAGUGAGGAGAAUCAGUCGCGCACGAUUGUCAGUAUCAACCAGCUACCUGAAAUGCAAUGCAACGAGUUUAUGCAUCGGGUUGUUGACUUCACUACUUGUGGUGGCAUGGCGCCCCAUUGGAAGAGAGCGUGGUUCCAUUUCGAAGGCCGUGUUCCAGAAAUCACGCUCCGGUGCGUCGGCUGGCUGCGCGGGAUGUUCCCACACUCACACUUCAAGAUCAGUGUGGAGUGCGAGAAGCCUGAGCGUACGGGUAUGGCUGAGGUCGCGCAGUAUGCGGAUGUGGUGUUUUAUUCGAAACUCUGGGCCGAGAAGAAUGGGUAUAAAGAUGCGAGGAGUUUUCUCGAAGAUAGGAGGAAUGAGACGAGAGAUGGUGCAAUUUUAUGUUGUACAUGGGGAUCUGGAGGCGCGGCUGCGGUUCAUAAGGGAGAUAAUGAGGUUUGGGCGCAUGUUAAGGCGUGGCAGGCUGAGAAAGAUGAGCAAGCAAAGGUUGUGGAUACUAUUGGUGCUGGAGAUACUUUCAUCGCUGGUAUGCUGUUUGCGAUUAAUGAGCAUGGAGAGUGGUCGUUGCAGCGGAAACUCGAGUUUGCGAAUGAGCUGGCUGGGAGGAAGGUUUUGCAGGAGGGAUUUAGUGGCCUAGGGAAGAAAAUGUGGUAA
Molecule: messenger RNA, 1071 nt
Organism: Alternaria arborescens
Lineage: Eukaryota; Fungi; Ascomycota; Dothideomycetes; Pleosporales; Pleosporaceae
Exons: 1
Coding region: 1-1071 (356 amino acids)
Molecular function (GO): kinase activity
Source: RefSeq, a predicted model, not a curated record